Panicum virgatum (switchgrass) is the source of this 3721-nucleotide messenger RNA. RefSeq lists its product as uncharacterized. The coding region runs from base 1753 to 2436 and encodes 227 amino acids. NCBI's taxonomy places the organism in Eukaryota, Viridiplantae, Streptophyta, Magnoliopsida, Poales, Poaceae. The transcript has 3 exons. The record is from RefSeq and is a predicted model, not a curated record.
CUUUCAGGGCUUCUUCCGGGUUUGACCCGACGAGCCGCGCUGGCGCCCGCGAUGCCGCGUCGGCUCACCUCCCGCCGGGCUGCGUCAGCCAACCAGAUGCGGACUCGUGUCAGGAUGACAGCUUCCCCCCUCUUCCUCCAAUUCUCCUCGAGACCCCCCGAUCGCCUUCCCUUGGAGCAACCUGCCAUUUGCUCCCGAGGGAAGCAGGGUCGCUGGAGUCCGUGUUGUGCGAUCAGGUUUUGCUUUAGGUUGCAGGCUAGGUGCUCGAUGGUAUUGGCCUGAGGUGAGAAGACGCCUGCUGCUCCGCUCGGUCUUCCGUCUGGAGGUGACCAACAACGUGUAGAAUCGAUGUCUCUUGCUUGCCUGUAGUUGAUUCUUCGCCAUGCUCGUCGAUUGACUUGUUUAUCUGCUUGCUUGUGUGGUGCAAAUGCAACCGUGUCGUUUCACUAUGAUUGCCCCUAGGGUUCCAGAACCAAUUCUAGGCAAUGGUGGUCGUGUUGUGCCCACUGCCUUUUGGUGGAGGAGCAUUCCUGCUGUGAAUGUAACGAGCUUUUAGCCUGGUAUUUUGUCCAACUGAAUUCAUGUUUCUCAUUUGGAACAUGGGUGGCAGUUUAACAGUCUUAUCUAAUAAGCCAAAUUUUGUUUCGUCCGAAUCAAAAGCCAGAAUACAUUUUAUUAUUGUUUGCUGAAACAAAGCAGAGUAUGAUUCUAUCACGUUUUCUUUUCCUUAAAAAAUGCUGGUAGUUGAAAAAUUGGUUGCCCAGUAACUAUAGCAUCAAGCACCGAUGAGCUGCUAGAACAGAAUUUUGAAAAAAAAAUUUGCUUCUCAUUGGUGCCAGCGAAUCAAUAAUCUGCAUUGAGUGACCUGCUUCUUGCUGUUCCUUUUGAUUUCGUUUUGUGUACAUUAUGUGCUCACCUUGGUGUUUUAAGUGGUCUCCAUAUAUCAACUAGGACACUGGAUUUCAAUCCAAAACAAUUUAAGCGUGAGCUGUGCAGGGAACAUAAUGAACUUCUUUUUAGACAAGUUUUGCAUCUCGAUUUGAUUUAUUCGUGUACGUGCUUCAAAAAAAAAUUAUAGUUUUCAAAAAAGAAAAUUGGUUUUGUUCUUAUAAGGAUUGAUUUGAGAUGUAAACCUUUUACCAGGUUGGUAAAUCUGAUUCUUUCCACAUGUACUGAAAUGAACUAUGUGUCAAUCCCCUUUUGAAAAGAAGCCUUACAGAUACAUAAUAUUUCAAGAGGAGAUAUUCAAUACAAAUUUGGAUGGCUUGCAGAUUUGGGAGCUUGCUGUACAGUGUCAAUAUUCAGUAUGAUCUAAUUGUGUUGGGUUAAAUAUAAGUUGUUCUGCUGUCGUUGUUGCAGUGAUUCCUCAAUGGAUUCUCUUUUAAGCAUAGCAUUCUUCCAAGUGUAGGAACAGCUGUCUGGGGUGAUAAUCUUAUAUGUCAAGAUAUUCACCUGAGGAGUCUCCGACAGAUCGGCGAGACCACUCGCUUUCAUAGCUGCUGUGACCAGAGAAGUGGAGAGGACAGCAGAAGCUAAAGCAAUGGUUCACCUGAUCUGCUGAGACUUGCUGCUGCUUCUUCUUCUGUGAACUGAGGUCAAGACUCUGGAGCAUUGGAUGUUUCUUACUAGAUCAAUUGCGUGAACAGCAGGCAUAGCACAGAGAGGGGGGAGGGGAGCUGUGGGACUCGUCAUUACAGCCUUUCCCCCGGACACCAUCCCAGCAGCACAGCUCAGUCCAGCCGAAAGCACGCCAUGGCAGAGGAGAAGAAGAAGCACAAGCACAAGCACAAGGAGAAGGAGAAGGAGAAGGAGAAGGAGAAGGAGAAGGAGAAGGGCGGCACGGAGCAGGCGGCGCACUUCAAGCCGUGUGCCGACGUGAAGGGCAUCCGGUUCGGGGGCCAGUUCAUCGUCAAGUCGUUCACGGUGCGGCGGGCGUCGCCGCUGGAGCUGCUGCGGCUGCUGGACAUCCCGCCGUCGUACCUGAGCGAGUGCCAGAGCCUGCCGUUCCCGUCCACCACCACCUACAUGCCCACCAGCUUCACCAUCCUGGCGCACCAGGCGUGGCACACGCUGACGCUGGGCCUGGGCACCAAGAAGUCCAAGGUGGUGCUCUUCGUGUUCGAGUCCGAGAGCAUGAAGGCGGCCGUGGACCAGCUGUGGCCGGCCAUGAUCCCGCUCGGGGACGUGAACAAGAAGCUCAUCCGCGGGCUCACCGGCAGCGAGAUGGCGCGGUUCAAGUUCCGGAAGGGCUGCCUCACCAUCUACGUCUACGCCGUGCGCCGGCUGGGCGCGGCCGGGUUCAUGCGCGCCGACGACCUCAGGCGGAUCCUGCAGUCGGUGGUGGACCUCAAGGACUUCCUGGACCACACCGCCAUGCUCGCCAUCCCGAGCCAGAAGAGCAUCACCCUGCAGUCCCGGACCGCGGUGGCUCACUGAGACCGCAGAGCAUCGGUCUCUGAUGGAGCCACGAGAACCUCGAUCGGUUCAGCACCGCAGAACAGGUACGCUGCGGCUGGACUUGUAAUCUCCAGCUCCAUAGGUCCUAAUUCUUUCUCGGUUGGAUUCGUUUGGUCAGUGUCGGUGCAAGUGUUCCCCUCCUCCUCUGCUGGGAGCAGCUGUAUAGAUCUGUUGAACAAAAAGUGUUUCAGCAAAUCAAACAUAGGUUUUUUUUUCCAAAGGCAAAUUUCCCUUCCAUGGAUCUUACAUUUCGUUAUACUCUUGUAGCCUUGUCCCCUGAAAUAAUCCAUCAAUGAAGCCAUCUGUUCUAUGGCACUUUCUGGCCGUACUGGACAGCACUCGCUGCUGUAGCUACGGUACAGUGCAGUCUUUGGAAUUCCUCCGCUCCUACAGUCCCUUCACCUCCCCACACUCAUUGUUCCACAGAAUUGCGAGCACCCUUUUUCGUACCAGGAUCGCACCCAGUUGCACAUCGCGCAGCUGUUUAUCUCUUGGACGCUGUUGCUUGUUAGGAUUGCCAAAUGGGGCUGUCGGUAUUCACUUCGAAGAAAAACGGAGCUGUCAGUCAGGACUCGAGAGAGGAAAGCGAACGCUACAGGAUCUGAGAGAAAGUGGUUCCCGUUAUCUGUUUUUCUCUCUCUCUCUCUCUCUCUCUUAUAAGCAGGUCUUAUCUUUUUUAUGUAGAAGUAGCCAUCAUGUCAUCACAGGUAGAAAAAAGAUGCAUACUACAUGCUAUCUUUUGACCUGUUUGAGGGCGGUGACACCAAUCUUUUCAGGGAUUUGCUCCAUCCUCUCCUCCCCGCGGCAGAGAAAUUUGACCAGGAUUUAAACACGGGCCAAGAGUCCGGAUAGGAAUACGCCCGGCCGGGCGGGGGGAUAUGCAGUCCGGAUAUGACAGAGCAUGCUCUUGCUAUUAUUUAAAAAAAAUGCAGUGCCGGGCCAUGAUCAUGGGGGAGGUAAAAGUUGGUUGGGCAUGACACUGGGUUCAGUGACGUGCAUGAUGAGUGGUUGAGCGGCAUGGGCCACCCACCACGCCCUUGAAUCAUGAGGAACAAAAGCCGUCUUCCGGGUCGCGCGGCGCCGAAGGACGACGGUGCCGUCCCAACUCCUGCGAACCUGCCUCCCGGAUCAUCCCCUUUUAUUUUGUCCUUGGAUCUCGUUGGUGUCAAUAAACCCCCAAGGUGUACUGCUGAAUCGGUGUGUACCAUGACCUUUUUUUUUUCCUGAAAGACUUUUCUCAACUUCUGUUAAGCUUAUUCAAAGC